Porites evermanni is the source of this 1660-nucleotide messenger RNA. NCBI's taxonomy places the organism in Eukaryota, Metazoa, Cnidaria, Anthozoa, Scleractinia, Poritidae. The record is from the annotation of a GenBank genome assembly.
AUGAUGGAGGCAGAGAACGAAGGAGAAAUGCUAGAACCCAUGGUUUGUGUCAUGGACUUUGAAUGCACAACGGAUGAAAUGAAAGAGUUUGAAGCAGUGCGUGUUGGAUGGAAGUAUCUGGGCGAGAGGGAUAGUUACCAGGAAGCGGGAACAGCUAUGGAUGUAUUGCGUGACGCCAAAGCGAGAACUGUUGAGGACGGAAAAGAACGGAAAGUUUAUGUGUACGCUCACAAUAUGCGUGGUUUCGAUUCAUCUUUUAUUUUGCAUGCUUUGUAUGAUCUGGGCUACCAGAUUGUCAAAGCAUUGAGUGUGGGUGCCAAGUAUUUGUCGUUUGAGUGCGGUAACCUUAUUUUUCGUGAUUCUUUAAAUUUUUUUAAUAUGGUGCUAGAGAAAUUACCAGCGACCUUCAAUUUGACGGAAACCCACAAAGGAUUUUUCGCGUAUUCGUGGAUAUGCGAGGACAAAUAUGGAUACGUGGGCCUUUAUCCACCAGCAGAGGACUACCAUCCAGAAAGAAUGUCCGAGAAACGCCGUAAACAAUUUUACGCAUGGUACAAAGAAAAAGUGGAGAGCAAUGCGGUGUUUGAUUUUGACAAGGAAGUCUCUGCCUAUUUGCAUAGCGAUGUUGAAGUCCUCGCACAGUCGUUGGAAGCAUUCGGCCAAGAAAUGUUUGAACUGACUGGAGUUAAUCCAGUGAUUGAAUGCGUGACCAUUGCGAGUACCGCCAAUAAAGUAUGGAGAAAGAACUUUCUCAUUCGAGAUCUCAUUGCCCUUGAACCCAGAAACGGUUGGCGUCAAAACCAACAAAAUCAGAGUGUGGAGGCUUACCAGUGGUUGGAGUUUGAAAAUUCCAAGAUUGGCGGCGGAAUUCAGGUAUGAAUUUUUAGUUGCAGUAAAGUCUGCACAUUUUAAAUUUAACUUGCAGUGUUUUUCCGCAUUUUUCAGUUUGCGAAAUGAUUUAUACUGUGCAAACGUAGAUGCACGCUACAAAUCAAAAAUUACAGUGUUUUGUAUGAGAAAUAUGUGUAAAAAAGUCUGCACUUAAGAAAAAUUAUUUGCAGUGUUUUUCCGCAUUUUUCAGUUUGCGAAAUGUUUUAUACAGUGCAAUGGUCAAUGCGCAGUCGAAAUCAAAAAUUAUUAUCUGCGGACCACCAAGGAAACAAUAACAAAUGUAUAUUUUUUUAUUUUUCAGCAUGUGCGAAACUCGCUCGAUGGCGAAGCCCGUGUUUUAACACUAGCUCAGUCCUACAAUGUGGAUGGUUUUCACGCAGACAGCAAUACUGUGUACAAGUACCAGGGAUGCAUUUUUCACGGCUGCAAACGAUGUUUUUCUCUCCAGCGCCAAAAGAAGAAACAUUGCCAUCCGGACCGAACAGUCGAAGAAGUCUAUCAAGCCACUUGCCUAAAGACCGCCAUCCUCAGAGAGGCUGGCUACACUGUGAUUGAAAAAUGGGGCUGCAAGUUUGCCAAACAGAAAAAAACAGACCCAGAACUCCAAUCCUUCCUGAAAAACUUUGAAUUAGUGUCACCACUCGAGCCACGAGAUGCCUUCUUUAGCGGACAAACCGGCGCCACAACCCUGUAUGCCAAAGCCGCUGAGGGAGAAGAAAUUUUGUAUGUAGAUUUCACUUCUCUGUACCCCUCAAUCAACAAAUAUUGA